Heterocephalus glaber (naked mole-rat) is the source of this 8028-nucleotide messenger RNA. NCBI's taxonomy places the organism in Eukaryota, Metazoa, Chordata, Mammalia, Rodentia, Bathyergidae. The record is from RefSeq and is a predicted model, not a curated record.
UUGGCAUGCGUGGGUUUAGCAGAUUUGGGGCGAGUUUGUACGUUACAUCACCGUUGCAGUUCUCCUAUUGCUUUAUUGUAUUGCAAUAAUCGCCUUACACUCCUAAGAGCAGCGGAAUCAGGACUAUCUUGGUGACUGAUUUGCAAACUCCGUGUCAGAACUGUGUGCACCGGCUGGUCACAGACGUGGGUUAUAGAGGAUUUACUAUUCCCCAGCUUUGCAUCUACUUAUUGGCCCCGUUAGCUUCUCAGAUUGAGCCUCCCCAACCUCGACUAGACGCUAAGGGGCGAAAACUCAGAAAAGCACUUUACUCUUUCCUGGCGAGGCUUCCAGAGGAGCAAGAAUAGCGACGUGAUUAUGUCUACAGUCCUAUAGAGAUUGGUCCCUCUGUCUUCCCCUCACAAUUGUGACCUGUUAAUGUUCCCGUGUUGUUUAAUGCCAAGAUGAGUGAUCGCUAUUUAGAACAAAGGAUAAGUAUCAAAUUUUGCGUAAAAUUGAACAAGUCUGCAAGUGAGACCCACCAUCUUUUAAAAGAAGCCUAUGGGGAUGAAGUCAUGUCAAGGGCCCGGGUUUUUGACUGGCACAAAAGGUUUAAAGAAGGGCGGGAAGAUGUUCGAGAUGAUGCACGAAGUGGUCGUCCUGUCACCCACAGGACAGAUGAAAAUAUCCAGAAGGUCAGGAAUUUGGUUUGUUCAAACAGGCAGUUAACAGUGAGGAUGAUGGCUGAAGAGUUAAAUUUAGAUAAAGAAACCGUUAGACUCAUUCUGAAAGAAAACUUAAAUAUGAGGAAGAUUUCUGCCAAAGUUAUAUCAAGUAUUUUGAAGGAUGAAUCUAAACCUGGAAAACUUGAGUUUCAGUCUGAUCUUUCAAAGAAAACUAGGAAAAAUAGCUCAUUGGUGAGGAAGAAGGCAACAAGUUCUGAAACUUGGAGUCAUUUGCAGAGAGCAGCUGGUGGGCAAAUGCCUCACCCUGUAGCCCAUCACAAAAUCCACCGUCCUGCCAGCCAGCUUCUGCAGGCCUCAUCUUCAGCAAGCCUUUCCACCUGGUUGGCUCAAGAUUGGUUCACACCAUGGUGAAAUGAAAGGAACCCGAGGUCGCUGAGCCUGAGCCAGGAAGCUACCUUAUGGUUGGACCCCUUCAUUUGCUGCUCAUCUGCUUUCAGUCCUUACCAUUUCUCCAUACUUAUCAUGGCCCUCCUAUUUAUUCUGUGAUGGACUAUGGAGCCAUCUUCCUUACUAUUCACCACUUUGAAGUGCUUUUGACUGUUAACUUCUUUUUGUACUGGGGAUUGAACUUGAGUCCUUGCGCUUGUGGGACAGGUGAUGGAACCACUGAGCUAAAUCCCCAGCCCAACUGUUGACUUCUGAUAUUUGCUUGUUCUUGAUUUCUUUUGCUCAACACAUUUGGAUUUCUUCACUGCCCACAUCUCACCUUGUUAUGGCUGUGCUGUUCCUUCUGCUUCAGGGGGUCAUCUAUAUCUCUGUUCCCAGGGAGGCGUGGUCUUCGGGAAGGACCCCAAAAGAAAGCCUACAGUUUCAACCUGCUUUAUAUUCAGGGCCUGAGGUAUAGUACAAAAGACAGUAGCAUGCUGACAUAUUGAGCAGUGCUGGGCCUAAGGGGUGGCCUGGCCAAAAUGAUUGGGGGAGCCCCUCAGAACUCAGGGAUUGGCCACCAAUACUAAUCUUCUCCAAGACACCCCCCCACACAGCCACACACAUUGAAGAACUGAAUUUGUUUCGUUUUAGUCCUCUGCUUUGGAUCCCCACAUUUGAGUAUCCCCUCUGCUGGAAGAGGAGGAUCUGACCUAGAAAAAAGAUAAAACAGGGGACCCAGGCCAAGACUGUGUUGUGUGCGGAGAAAGACCAGGUGAUCCUUCAUAUCCUAAAUUAAGGCAGCCUGCAGUCUGUACCAAUUCCUGCACAGGAACCUGUUUUUAGUAACUAACAUCGAUGCUGUCAUAGUGUCAGUGUGCUUUGAGCACCUGCAGUUUUUAGAAUACUCGUGGAGAUUGAUGAGAUCACCAAGGGCAGAUGGACUGCAUGGAGGAGGUGGUUGUUGAAUGGAUGCAUGCGGAAGGGUGAGACAAAGGGCUACAAGACUAGGGAAAGCUUCCCAGCAGAUGAAACUUGAAUCCUGCUCAGUAGAAAAUGAUGACACUAUUGGCUAAAAUGGCAAAGUCUAAAGAGGAAGAUAGUGCUGUUGAAGAUGAACAGUUUGGGAUAAUUUGCUUCCUCUCCUCUGGCCCUGCCAAUAUUUUAUAAAUUGCUUCUCCUGAGUCUAUUUACGGAAUGGAACUUUUCCCAAGUGGCUUUCAAAUAACACCACAUAGACUGGAAACAUCUCAGAGUACCUGAUAGGAAUCAGGAAGAAAGGAGGAGUCCUGAGAGAACUUACUUCUGGAUUUUACUGCAGUCCAAUGUGUAGGACUGGAGUGACCCUGACAGUGAUACAAGACCAAGACCAAUGUCAGUGUUGAUCUUCCUCCCCAACGUCAUCCACAAUCUGGUUCAGAAUCCACAUGGAAUGUUAUAUGCCACAGCUGAAAGUCUAAGAGGAAUAGACUCCUAGGGAUGAUUAUCUCAUUGAUUUUAUUUAAUUCUCUCUCUCCCUUAUCACCCGCCCUACUUUGCUCACCUCUCUAAUAGUGAUCAAUAAGAGCAAAAAUAAAAUGUUAACCAAAUCACUGACUUAGGAAAACAUGAGGAUGAUUCUGCAGUCCUGAAUUCUCCCUCUGUCUCUGAGCAGAAAUGUGAUCUUUUAGGGAGACUGUAUGCCUGGGGACUACUUUCCAGAGCCUUCCUUACAGAUCCAUUUGUUAGUCCACAUUUGCCUUUGGAAAUGCUUGGAUAAAUCUGGAUGCUAAAUGACUUGAGGAAAGUUAGUAAAGAAGUGCAGUACUAAGGGGAAACUGCCUGUCACUGGAUCACAUAGUUCUGCCUGUCCUGCUUGGAACUGAGUCACUGCUCAGUUUGCUUAUCCUCUGCAGAUGUCAUCAUAAGCAAAUCUCACUAAGAUACUUGGGAUUGAGUCUCACCAAGGUCCCAUCUAGCUCAAUUAGUAAGAAACUCCCUUUGCUCUUGAACUGUUAAGUUACUCUACAUUCUCCAACUUCUGCUUCAGUUGGACCAGCUCUCCCAUGAUUUACCAGGCUUUUACAUCUUAUCUGAGGUAACCACAGUAUAUUUAUGUUUUCCAGUCUCUGCCUUAUCAGAUCUUUGCAAUCACCCUUCUCCCACUGUAAUAUCCAGAAAAAUCUAGUGGAGAGUUCCAAACCUCCAAGGACCACUUGGGUCUAGUCUAAGGGUCAGCAAAUCUGUAAAGGGAACACGCUUGGCUUUAUGAGCCAUAUGGUUUCUAUUGCAGCUGCUCGACAUUUUAGUGCAAAAGCAGACAUAGCUAUUAUGGAAACAUGAACAUGGCUGUGUUCCAAUAAAACUUUAUAAGUGGAUACUAGAAUUUGAAUUUCAUAUAGUUUCUACAAGAUAUUUUUAAAAAAUUUCCCCCCCAGCCAUUUAAAAAUAAAAAACACCCAGGCAUGGUGGCACGUAUCUGUAAUCCCAGCACUUGGGACACUGAGGCAGGAGGAUUGCCACGAGUUUGAGGCCAGCCUGGGCUACAUAAUGAGACAACCCCCCCCCCCCAAAAAAAAACAUUUUAAGCCUGUCAACCAUACAAAAAUAGGCAGUGGGCAAGAUUUGGCACAUGAGCCAUAGUUUGCCAAUCCCUGAUGUAGUGUAUAUACAGUAUGCCUAUAAAAAUGACAGGUGAUUGAUCAUUUUCCAUCAAUAACAUUGUUAAUGCCAAGUUGAUCUGGCAAUGUCUGGCAAUUUACAAUAUAGGACUUGUGGAAUAUUGGAAGGAAUCUUUAUGAGGCCAGGAAAGUAAACUAGAGCUGAAAAACUGAUUGGCUGUUGUACUUUGACCGUAUUCUGGUUCACAAAAUGAGUUCUGUGCUGCUUUUGAUUAAAAAUGUUACACAACUACUACCUACAUUAUUACCGUGUAAUAUCUCAAAACCUAUUUCAGCAAUAUUGAAAAUGGUGCCAAGUUGUAACCAACAAUAAUAUAAUUAACUAAUCGUAGUUCCAAAUGCCUUGAUUAUGGGCAGCAUUUGAAUAAGUUUAUGUUAUCACCUAUUAAAAUGUGUACUAGGUGAUAAAACUCAAUGAAAACUUUUUUUUGCAUGCUUGUACCUUGUAACUGGUGUCAAAGCAUGUCCUUUUAGGUAUGUCCUAAAGUGACCUUUAUUGUGUUACCUUCAUUUAAAUUGAUUUUCCCAAGUUGUAAUAGAAUCCUAGAUUGAGCAGACCAUGUUUCCCUUGAGCCAGGAUUGAUUUAAACCCUACAGUGAGUGAAUGCUUGCUGAAAGAAGAUUCUGUGUUAAUUCACUCAAGUGUUACUGAUUGCGUAUAUGUGCCUGAAUACAGCACUGGACAAAACAGACACAGGCCUUAGAUAUGACUGCCUGAAAUCUAAUUACAUUACUCUUAACAUGCAAAACUUCUGUUCCAUGUGCUCACACUAGGUCAUUGCUAACCACACCUGAAAAUCGAUAUGACCUUUGCUGUAUGCCUUUGUGCCGUGGUCAUGAUGCCUGUCCAACAGGAUUAAUAAUUUGAGGACUGUAUAUUCCACUUAAAUUUUAUUAUCCUUUACACAAAUCUGUAUUGGUAGAAAAACAUACUGGCAAUGAUGAAAGUGUAAAUUGGCAACAGCUUUCUGAAAAACAAUUUGGCAGUAUCUCUUAGGAGCUUUAAAAAUAUAUCUUCUGAGCCUCUAAUUCCACUUCUGGGAAUCUGUCCGAAAGAAAUAGCCUAAAAUGUGGGGAAAAUUUAUGCUUAAUAAUCUAAAACUCCAACAGCGGAAAAUUGGUUAAAUAAAUUAUAUUAUGACUGUACAAUAGACUAGUAUGUGGUUAUCAUAAUGAAUGUUUAUAGAGUAUUUAACAGCAUGGCAAAAAUGCUUAUGAUGUUUAGUGAAAUGCAUGAUACAAAAUUGUGUAUAUUCAUCCAGAAAAUGUGUUUUAAAUUACUAGAAAGGACAUGCGAACUCUAGGUGGCUGAAUUAUGAGUGUUCUAAAUUUUUUCCUGGUUUUUAUGCUUUAAAGAAUAUUUCUCCAAACUCUUUUACUUUUAUUAUCAAUUUUUAAAAAAUAGUAUCGAAAGUUGGCAAUGGAGAAUUGAGGCCACAUCACUAGUUUGAUUUAUAAGUAAUUAACUGGCUGGUCAACAUGGAGGGUAUAUGAUAUUUGUGUUGGUGGCAAGAGUGAGACAGAAGGGGAAAGAACCUGUCUCAGAGAAGAUGUGACCAGAAUCCCUGUUUAAAACCAAAGUGGUUGUGAGAAAGUACUGUGAUUGGCAUGCUCCUUUUAUGUUGUCCUAGGUAGCUAAAAGAAUACUGGUACUUAUGAGUCAAGUAUACUCUGAAAAAUGGAAAAGGAUAUGAAAUUCUCUCGGGUAAAAUUAGCCUCCUUUGGAUUUCACUCUCACAUUCUGUCAUACAAGCUGAAUUCUUAAGAUGGAUUUUUAUUAUAGUUGAUUCUCUGAAGAAUUCUUGAGCCUUUCAUAUUUCUUUAGCGUAGGAAUAGCUUUCAAUGUGUCAAGUCUACCUCCUCCCAUACUGGGACAUUCAGGCAACAUGGAUGUACACUGUAGUAUUUAUGUUCUACAUUGAGAAUACUGCAUGCAAAUCAUUAGUUAUCUUAAUGUUGUAAUUUAAAAUCAAGGUUUGCAACUAUUAAUUUGUUGGUGUCCAGAAUUACUGUAUUUUUUGUCUGAAGAGUAAGCAUGUUGUGGAAUUUCAAAGUGAAAAAUUAUGUAGCUAAUGUCUACCCAUAGAUGAAAUUUUUAUCUUCGAAAAAUGUAUACUUAAAUGUUGCUUUAGUAAAAUGAUCAUCAUUAAAGUGCUAAAUAUAUCUUUUCAGUGACAUUUCAAGUUUUCAAAUAAAUAUGCAAGGUGAAUACAUGGUUUAUAGACAUAUAGAUUGUAGAUUUAUCAAGCUAGAUAUUUUAGAUCUAGUCAAGAUCUAAAAUGUUAACCCCCUUGUUAUAGGAAGAACAAAAGAGUGAGGUUUGGGUUUUAGUUCUGGUUCCUUUACUAGCUUUGUGACAAGGCAGUUCAUUUGCACCCUCUGAGUGCUUCAGUUUACUCAUCUAUGAGGAAAAUAAUGUAGUUAUUCAAUUUUCCAUUCAGCAAAUAUUGAGUACUUAUGUGUGUCUCACACUGUUCCAGAUAGAGCAUAUAGCAGUAAACAAGGGAAAAAAAGAAUUCCUCCAAAUGGGCAUACAUUUAGAUAAGGGAGACAGAUAAGCAAUAAGAUAAAUGAGUCAAAAUAUAGUAUGUUAGUGAUUGUUAGGUGUAAGGCUUAUAGUAAAUAAUGUAUAUGAAAUACAUAGCACAAGACCUGACAUGUAGCAAAUUCUCCACAGAUAAUAAUUGCCUUUGCUUCCUCAGUCUUUCUGACGGUUCCUGAAUUACUCUACAAAAUGGUAGUAAUCAUCAAAAGACUUAACUGUUUAUUGUCUUUUAUCUACUGAUAGUUAAUAAGACCUAAACUUGUUUUUGCUUAAGAAAACAAAGGAAUUCUUACACUUAGGUUUUGUACUUCCUGUAUGGCAGAUUAAUCAAGGUGGCACCUAUAUACUGUUCUAAAUGAACUUUUCUGGAGCCAGUUGGCAGGCACCCUUUUGUGGGGCUGGAUGGCAGGCAUUAGGUCCAAAGCCAAUUGCAUAGUGUCAUUGCUUUUUCAGCAGAAUAAACUAGAAGACUUGAAUGACUAUUUCUUAAUGAAAAGCUGUGUGCCCUUUUCCCUGUGCCAGACAUUGGAGAACUGAGCAAAGUUUGCAGUAUUAGGAGAUUAGCUACUGCAUUAUUUAUGGGUGACCAGGGCAUUGACAAAAAGCCAGGAAAAGGAGGGUUUAACACUUGUGUUUUGUUGAUAUUUUUGCUCAUGGUAGAAAAUUCAAAAAGUUCAGAAAUGUUUAAAGCAGCAGCCAGAAGUUCACCCCUAGUAUUUGAAUCUUUCACCAGACCCAUCUCUGUGCCUCAGCUCCCUUCUUGGAAAAUAUCCAGUAAAUAGUCACUUUCUAAAUUCUUUUAUUGAGCCUAGACCUGUACUAGGCACAGAGGCUACAAUCUUUGCUCGUAGCCAGUGUCCAAAUUUGUGAGAUAGGGAAAGAAGGGCCAGAGGUGAUGAGAUGCACCAAGAAUAAACUCCUUACUACCUUAUAAUGUCAGUCUUCACACAGGGCCAAUCUAAGGAAGCUUUUGUUUGUAAAGAAUUUUGAACUUAAAGUUGGAGUCAUCACUGAGGGUGAUUGUGGAAAUGAGAAAGUGAUGUAUGUAAAAACAAAAUGCACAGCACAACGGUAACUGGUCUACUGGGUUUCUACCUUUAGUCCUCUUACGUAGGGCCUGGAGCACUGUUCACAAGGAUUUUGUUUAGAAUAAACCAAAUCUUCCUCUUGGAAGAAACUGAACAUUAGCUUGUGGGUACCUCUGUAUCUUGCUUUAAGAACUAGUAAGUGAAAAUUCAGAAUUACAAUGCAGCUUUGAUGAGGAAAUUGGCCCAGAAAGGUUGAAGGACUUUUUUGAAUCACACAUGUAGUUAGUGGGAGAGCCAGGAUAAUAAUGAAGGACCUUGAGCCUUACUCAAUCCAGUAAAUUUUUUCUGUUAUGCCAUUGGUAAUAAUUACCUUUACUAAAAUGCUAAUUCUUAAUACAUCUUUUAAAAUAGUGCUCACCAUUGCAUUUAACAAAUGAUUUACCAGUAGUUGAUUUAUAUACAAUUUUUAAGAAACAUUUAUAGGAUAGAACAUUGUACAGAGUGUUUUUCUAAAUUUCCCUGGGGUGUCCACAUCCCCUGGUUCUCCUUCCAGGGUGUGUAUUCAUAAGUAAAUGUUGGCAUUCUGUUAUUCAUUUUUUCCAGAUGUUCUUCCUAAGUAGUGUGUUAUGUUUUGUGUUUUUAAUAUUUCUCAUAUGAAUUUUAAAAAUCUGGAUACAUAAAUCUUAAUAAAGCUCUUAACUAUC